AUGGCGGCCCAGAUGCUCCGUGACGAGAUUCCUUCGUUCAAGAAGGACGACAGCUUCGGCAAGCCCACCACCAGCAUAGAGGACCGAGUAAAGUCGAUGUCUAAAAAUACUAGACCUCACUCCGAGAAGGUGUACUUUGUCGAUGAAGAAAGCAACGAGCAGCUCCAAGACUCUGAGGCCAAAUCCGCCAGAGUAACAACGUUCGAAAUCAGUCUCGAGACAUGCAGUGACUUUCUCUUCACUGAGUACUACAUUUUAGUAACUGGGCAAGUUCGCGUGAUGGAUCUCGCAACCGUUCUCGGAACUGACCAGUUUCGAAACCUCUUGGCUCUUGGUGUCAAGGAUUGGGACCCCUAUCUAUUGGAUCUUCACUACCACUCUGACUUCUCUGGGGAAUAA
This is a messenger RNA of Colletotrichum chrysophilum, 399 nucleotides long. RefSeq lists its product as uncharacterized. The coding region runs from base 1 to 399 and encodes 132 amino acids. The record is from RefSeq and is a predicted model, not a curated record. The transcript is spliced from 2 exons. NCBI's taxonomy places the organism in Eukaryota, Fungi, Ascomycota, Sordariomycetes, Glomerellales, Glomerellaceae.